CACGCAACGUAGGAGAGCGAGAGAUAAUCGACGAUGUACUCCACGUUGGCGGAACGACAAUCAUCCGAUACGUUCGACGACGGUAAUGCGAAACGAAAGAAUUCAGAUUACGCGAAUAAGGAAAAUACGAAGAAAAAACAAACAUUCAACAAUGUCAACGCGCGAGCCGAUCCUCCCCGCGUUUUGGCGCGACGAUACACAUUGACGAAAACGGGAUACAAGUACUUGGACAUCGGCAUCGUCGUAAAGUCACCGUCGUACGUGAACAUCGUACUCGGAGAUUGUCACGGAAAGGAGAUCUCGUUCACGAUCGACGAGUGGAAGGAACUGGUGAAACUAAAAUCUACGAUACUAACGACACUUCGCUCCAACAACAACAACAACAACAACAACAGCGCGGAAGACAGCAUGGAAUUGCCUACGAUCGGAAACAACAUUUUCCUGCGAGUUGGAAAAAUAAACAAUCUACCUAUUCUACGUUUGGAACAUCCCUCUAAUCGAUUGAUCCUAUCGCUCUCUACCGUGAUCAUUAUGUUCGACCACGAUUACUGCGUCGAUCGCAUCGUCAAGGCGCUCUCACCAGUGACGAGAAUCGUUGACGCGAAAGUCAAACGUUUCCAGGAGAUCGCCGCAGGCCUCGACAAUCCCGCCGACGGUCCGCGCGCGAUCCGUGAAAGCGCGCAUUUCGAUGCCAACGAUAUCGUCGAUUGCGAACUAGCCGUUAUCUGUUUCGGAUUCUUUUAAACAUAGCGUUCUCGGUUUCGUAUAA
Monomorium pharaonis (pharaoh ant) is the source of this 769-nucleotide messenger RNA. RefSeq lists its product as uncharacterized. The record is from RefSeq and is a predicted model, not a curated record. NCBI's taxonomy places the organism in Eukaryota, Metazoa, Arthropoda, Insecta, Hymenoptera, Formicidae. The coding region runs from base 34 to 744 and encodes 236 amino acids. The transcript has 2 exons.